Messenger RNA from Ornithodoros turicata, 4335 nucleotides. Its product is annotated as AP-2 complex subunit alpha-like. NCBI's taxonomy places the organism in Eukaryota, Metazoa, Arthropoda, Arachnida, Ixodida, Argasidae. The transcript has a single exon. Bases 255 to 3077 code for a protein of 940 amino acids. Gene Ontology annotation, molecular function: clathrin-cargo adaptor activity. The record is from RefSeq and is a predicted model, not a curated record. Gene Ontology annotation, biological process: intracellular protein transport; clathrin-dependent endocytosis. Gene Ontology annotation, cellular component: membrane coat; AP-2 adaptor complex.
GUUUCAGGGUACACCGGCAGUGCCAACAUAGCCGCACGGUCGCACAGCCUCCUGAUAGCCUAUUAGAGAAGGGAGGCGUAACCGGCAACACUGAUCACCGCAUCGUUCCCGACUUUCCGCGGAGCUCAACGCGACAUACAGUAGGUGGAGAUUCGGCAUUUCUAGUCGCGGUGCGUAGCCACUGCAUGUCACUAGGUUUGUAAUAUAUGCGAUUUAUUCUGACGCGAGAAGCUGGUCGUUGAAAGGAACAGAAAAUGCCAGCGGUGCGCGGAGACGGAAUACGCGGGCUGGCAGUUUUUAUAUCGGACAUCCGAAACUGCAAAAGCAAAGAAGCUGAGAUCAAGAGGAUCAACAAAGAGUUAGCAAACAUACGGUCCAAGUUUAAAGGCGACAAAACAUUGGAUGGAUACCAGAAGAAGAAAUACGUAUGUAAGCUGCUGUUCAUAUUUUUGCUUGGUCAUGACAUCGACUUCGGUCAUAUGGAGGCCGUGAACCUCCUUAGUUCGAACAAAUACUCCGAAAAGCAAAUUGGAUAUCUCUUCAUUUCUGUGUUGCUGAAUGAAAACAGUGAGUUGAUGCGGCUCAUUAUACAGUCUAUCAAGAAUGACCUGUGCGCCCGCAACCCAAUUCACGUCAACCUCGCAUUGCAGUGUAUUGCCAACAUCGGCAGUCGCGAAAUGGCAGAAACUUUUGGAAGCGAAAUACCGAAGCUCUUGGUGUCCGGUGAUACGAUAGACGUAGUAAAACAGAGCGCAGCCCUGUGCCUACUUCGCCUCCUGAGAACACUGCCGGAUAUCACACCCAGCGGCGAAUGGACGUCGCGCAUCAUCCACCUCCUGAACGACCAGCAUAUGGGGGUGGUAACGGCGGCCGUUAGCCUCAUCGAUGCGCUCGUGAAGAAAAAUCCCGAUGAGUAUAAGGGAUGCGUCUCUCUUGCCGUUUCCAGACUCAGUCGCAUUGUGACUGCUUCUUACACGGAUUUGCAAGAUUACACCUACUAUUUUGUUCCGGCCCCGUGGUUGAGCAUGAAGCUUUUACGUCUGUUGCAGAAUUACCCGCCCCCCGAUGACCCUGGCGUGCGCGGGCGCCUCAACGAGUGCCUCGAGACGAUCCUCAAUAAAGCGCAGGAGCCACCGAAGUCUAAAAAGGUGCAACACUCAAAUGCAAAAAAUGCUGUACUCUUUGAGGCUAUUUCACUUAUCAUCCACAUGGACAGGCUUGGAGCUGUUAUAGAGCCCAAUCUCCUGGUUCGUGCUUGCAACCAGCUAGGUCAGUUUUUACAGCAUCGUGAGACUAAUCUGAGGUACCUUGCCCUAGAGAGCAUGUGCCUGCUUGCCACCUCGGAGUUCUCUCAUGAGGCCGUGAAGAAGCACCAGGAAACAGUUGUUAAUGCCCUCAAGACAGAACGUGACGUCAGCGUGAGACAACGUGCUGUGGACCUCCUUUAUGCUAUGUGUGACAAGUCCAAUGCAGAAGAAAUUGUGGCAGAGAUGCUUGCUUAUCUCGAGACAGCAGACUACUCUAUCCGGGAAGAGAUGGUCCUCAAGGUGGCCAUCCUUGCAGAGAAGUAUGCCUCUGACUACACUUGGUACGUAGAUGUCAUACUUAACCUGAUACGAAUUGCUGGAGAUUAUGUGAGCGAAGAAGUAUGGUACAGAGUCAUCCAAAUUGUCAUCAACAGAGAAGAUGUUCAAGGCUAUGCUGCCAAAACAGUGUUUGAAGCACUUCAAGCACCUGCCUGCCACGAGAACAUGGUCAAGGUAGCAGGAUACAUCCUGGGUGAAUUUGGCAAUCUUAUUGCAGGAGACCAGCGAUCAAGCCCACUCAUUCAGUUCCAGCUCCUCCAUUCAAAGUAUCAUCUUUGCUCUGCUAGCACCCGAGCACUAUUGCUUACAACAUACAUCAAGUUCAUAAACUUGUUCCCGGAAAUCAAGCCAGAGAUACAGGGCAUCCUCCGCAGUAGCAACAACAUACGCUGUGCAGACUCUGAACUUCAGCAGCGUGCUGUUGAGUAUCUUAACUUGAGCCAGGUUGCUUCACCAGACGUCUUAGCCACCGUGCUUGAAGAGAUGCCACCAUUCCCUGAGAGAGAGUCUUCAAUCUUGGCCAUCCUUAAACGGAAGAAGCCCGGUGUAACAGAGGGAAUCAAUGCAAGCAAUAAGGAUAACCUACGAGCUGGUCCCCUACUUGCAGACACUGCCACUGCCAAUGGGACAACAGCUGCUACAGUAGACUUGUUGGGCUUGUCCCUAGAUGCCCCACCACCUCCUUCUCAGGCACCAGCACCAGCAGGAACAACAGCUUGCCUUGUUGACGUUUUUGAAGAUGGUGCAACAUUAACACCUGGUGGCAGUGCAGUUGUUGUCACCAACGAAGAGGGACUUCGAAAACUGGUGUGCAAGCACAAUGGUAUCCUGUUUGAGAAUGACUUGCUGCAAAUUGGAGUAAAGGCAGAGUACAGACAAAAUCUUGGUCGGCUAGGCCUCUUUUAUGGUAACAAAACUGGUUCUCAGUUUCAGCGUUUCAUACCUAACCUAACCUACGAAGGUGAGGCCCUUGGGAUGCAAGUGAAACCCGUUGAACCAACUGUGGAUGCAGGAGCACAAGUGGAGCAGAUGGUCAAUGUGGAAUGUGUCCAGGACUUCUGUGAACCUCCAGGCUUGACAGUACAGUUUGUCUACUGUGGUGUGCAACAGCAGUUUGCACUCAAACUUCCUGUUUUUCUUAACAAGUUCCUCGAGCCAACAGCCAUGAAUUCAGAGUCAUUUUUUUCCCGCUGGAAGAACCUGUGCAGUCCAGGACAAGAAGAUCAAAAGAUCUUCAAAGCAACGCUCCCAAUGGAUGGAGAGGGCACCCGUAGCCGUCUUCGGGGCUUUGGAUUUCAGGUACUCGAGGGAAUCGAUCCCAACCCAGACAACUUUGUCUGUGCUGGAAUCGUAUACACACGAAGCCUCCAGAUCGGGUCCCUGUUGCGCUUGGAGCCCAAUCGACAGGCACAGAUGUACCGCCUCACCAUACGCAGCAGCAAGGAUGGGGUUUCCAAGGUCCUGUCGGAUUUGCUGCAAGAGCACUUCUAGCUUCACGUUGUCAUGUCAUGCUGCCAUACUUGCGUCAGUCUGUUACAUAUGUCAUAUAGGUAGUGAUCUGCAGUCUGUUCCCAUAGCAUGUAUCAGCAGAUAUCAUGAGUCAGAUUUCUGUUGAAAUAAUGUAUUAAGUUAAGCCUAUGGUUGCUUUCUCGCGGAGAAUAAAAGUCUACUCCUGUUAGUUUUGUAUUGCUGAGAAUGCUUAGCAGAGAUUUGUACCUGCUGAGGCAGAAGUGGCAUGAUCGUAUCACAACCAUGAAAUGUUCACUACCCUCUUUGCACAGCUGCACAAAUGUAUCAUCCAGUUGAUAGGGGUAAGGCCAGGUUAAUUUUAGAUGUGUUAUUGCAAAAUGUUUGCAAUUUUGUUAAAUGGUAUUGACUAAUUCAGCAGUGGAGUAUUUGAGGAAAUAUCCUUCCAACGCACACCACUUCACAAUGGAUCCCCUGGAUGUUUGUUGUGGCAUACUUAAAACCUAGUCAUGCAUAGUGUUAUCUGUUAGUGGGCCCACUGUGUUAAUACUCUUCAACUUUGCUGCAUUGUGACACUUUUCUCUCUUAGUAUGCCAGGUGAAUUAGAUUACAAUGGUUGUGCAAUUUGAUGCUACAGAGGUGGGCACUAUUGUCAUGGACCAAAUUCUUUGUUAAAAAAAAUGUGCAUUUUCUAAUUGGGUGAUGAUGGUAACACGUGUUCACUCUGUUAGUGCCACAAGUAUAUGUACUGUGGCUAAUGUUGGAACCAUGGCAUUGUGUUCUGUACAAUGUAUGUAGGCAAACCUUUUAUAUUUGUUAGCAGAAGUUUCAAAUUUCUGAUGCCUCAAGACAUGCUUUUUUUAACCUCUGAAAGAUUCCUUAAACAUUCCACAUUUUUUCUGGCUAUCCAGUACCUUCUUACAAGGAGCUUGUGAAAUGUACUUGUAUACUAAUCAUAGCUGGAGGACGUCCCCUUUAAAUUUUACAUGUUCAUUGCUACUGGUCACUACAUGGGGGUCAUGCUUCCCGUUUACUUAAUGCAUGGACUGUUGCAGCUUAGUUACUAAGUGCUCACAAAAUCCUCCCCUAGAGAUUAUUGUGCUUCUAGAAGAGCUAUUGUAACAGGGAUGCUAUCUUUAAGCACCUUGUAUCAGUGAGAUAGUACUACAAAGAAGUUUGUGUUGUGUGGUGUAAUGUCAGAGAUUAUAUGCAAUUGCAGUUGGAACUUGCUGCCAUUGAUGUAAACUGGCUUCCCAAUAAAUACUUUGAAGCUCUAAAUACA